UCAACAACCUCAGCAAUUUCAGCUUAGCUAUAUUCUCACAACCUUUGCAAAUUUUUCAUCAAGAUUUCCUCAUCAUAAAUAUAUAUAUACAUAUAUUUAUAGAGAGAGAGAGAGAGGAGAGAGAGAGGAGAGAGAGAGAGUUUUCUUGCCACUACUUUUACUAUAACUAACAUUUGCGGCUGCAAGAAAAUGGAAAAUGCAAAUGCAAACAGCAGCUUUUGUGUGAGGAGCAGCAGUGAUGACCCCUUGAACUGGAAGUUGGCGGCGGAGUCGCUGACGGGCAGCCACCUUGACGAGGUGAAGAAGAUGGUGGCGGAGUACCGGAAGCCAGUGGUCCGGCUAGGCGGGGAGACGCUGGCGAUAGGGCAGGGGGGGGGGGGGGGCCGCGGCGGUGGCCACACGGAUGCGGAGGAGGUGACGGUGGAGCUGGCGGAGACGGCGAGGGAGGGGGUGAAGGCGAGCAGUGAGUGGGUGAUGGAGAGCAUGAACAAAGGGACGGACAGUUAUGGUGUGACGACGGGUUUUGGUGCAACUUCACAUAGGAGGACCAAACAAGGUGGCGCUUUACAAAAGGAGCUUAUCAGGUUUCUAAAUGCUGGAAUAUUUGGCAAUGGCACUGAAUCAAGCCACACACUGCCUCACUCGGCCACAAGGGCCUCAAUGCUUGUAAGAAUCAACACAUUGCUUCAAGGCUACUCCGGCAUAAGGUUUGAAGUCUUGGAGGCCAUCACUAAACUCCUCAACCACAACAUCACCCCAUGCCUCCCCCUACGCGGCACCAUCACUGCUUCCGGCGACCUUGUCCCGUUGUCGUACAUUGCCGGCCUUCUAUUGGGCCGACCCAACUCCAAGGCUAUUGGGCCUAACGGGGAAGUCCUGGACCCUGCUCAGGCGUUUACCCUAGCCGGGAUUGACACGGGAUUCUUUGAGCUCCAACCCAAAGAAGGCCUUGCACUAGUAAACGGCACGGCCGUGGGCUCAGGCCUGGCCUCUAUAGUCCUCUUUGAAGCCAACGUUCUUGUUGUACUGUCAGAAGUUAUAUCUGCGAUUUUUGCUGAGGUCAUGCAAGGCAAGCCCGAAUUCACAGACCACUUGACUCAUAAGUUGAAGCAUCAUCCAGGCCAGAUUGAGGCUGCCGCUAUCAUGGAGCACAUACUUGAUGGAAGCUCAUACAUCAAAGAAGCACAAAAGACACAUGAAAUGGACCCCCUGCAGAAGCCUAAACAGGACCGCUACGCACUCCGCACCUCGCCCCAAUGGCUUGGUCCGCAGAUUGAAGUAAUUCGGGUUGCAACAAAAUCUAUCGAAAGAGAGAUCAAUUCUGUCAAUGACAAUCCAUUGAUUGAUGUAUCAAGAAAUAAGGCAUUGCAUGGGGGGAAUUUCCAGGGGACGCCUAUCGGCGUGUCGAUGGACAACGCUCGUCUAGCAAUUGCUUCUAUUGGGAAACUCAUGUUUGCACAAUUCUCUGAGCUUUUAAAUGACUUCUACAACAAUGGCUUGCCAUCAAAUCUAUCUGGGGGACGUAAUCCAAGCCUGGAUUACGGAUUCAAGGGGGCCGAAAUAGCAAUGGCAGCUUAUUGCUCCGAGCUACAAUUUCUAGCCAAUCCAGUCACAAACCAUGUCCAAAGCGCUGAGCAGCACAACCAAGAUGUGAACUCAUUGGGGCUGAUUUCUUCAAGGAAAACAGCAGAGGCAGUCGACGUUCUGAAGCUCAUGGCCUCGACAUUCUUGGUUGCUUUAUGCCAAGCCAUCGAUCUAAGACACCUGGAGGAAAAUCUCAAGGCAACGGUGAAGAACACCGUCAGCCAAGUGGCUAGAAAGGUCUUAACCAUCGGCUCGACUGGUGAGCUCCAUCCAUCCAGGUUUUGUGAGAGGGACCUGCUGAGAGCUGUAGACAGAGAGCACGUUUUUGCCUACAUCGACGAUCCAUGCAGCGCUAACUACCCGUUAAUGCAAAAACUACGACAAGUGCUAGUCGAUCACGCAUUGAUAAGCAAUGAGGGGGAGAAGAGCCUUAGCACCUCGAUUUUCCACAAGAUUGGCGCAUUUGAGGAAGAAUUGAAGGCCCUUUUGCCUAAAGAAGUCGAGAGUGCUCGAGUUGAGCUGGAAAGCGGGAGACCGGCUAUAGCCAACAGGAUCAAGAACUGCAGGUCUUAUCCAUUGUACAAGUUUGUGAGGGAGGAGCUAGGGACUGGUUUUCUAACAGGCGAAAAGGCUCGUUCGCCCGGGGAGGAGUUCGACAAGGUGUUCACAGCCAUAUGUGAGGGGAAACUGAUUGAUCCAUUGCUGGAGUGCUUGAAGGUAUGGGAUGGCGCUCCCCUUCCAAUCAGCUGAUCAUGACAUGGUUCUGGUCUGCAUAGACCACCUCAUAGUAUAUAUAUUACAUGCAUAUUUAUUGUCCUUAAUUGAUUUGAAGUCUUCACAAAUCAAUGUCCGUAUAUGGACAAAAAAAGUGCUCAAACUUGUUAAUGAUACAUGUAUUUUUGUAAUUUGUGAUGUCAAACUGCAACCACAAGUCAUUUGAUUCGGAAUGGUAUCCUUUUUAACCAACA
This is a messenger RNA of Sesamum indicum (sesame), 2552 nucleotides long. Its product is annotated as phenylalanine ammonia-lyase-like. Gene Ontology annotation, cellular component: cytoplasm. Lineage: Eukaryota; Viridiplantae; Streptophyta; Magnoliopsida; Lamiales; Pedaliaceae. Gene Ontology annotation, biological process: L-phenylalanine catabolic process. Gene Ontology annotation, molecular function: ammonia-lyase activity. The record is from RefSeq and is a predicted model, not a curated record.